AUGAGAACGUUUUCCUGGGUGGAAUCCAUUUCGCCGCAUUACGUUACCAACCAUCCCUCGGCCAAUCGGGUCAACGGAGGCGUGGAGUCUCCGCCCCAUAACACUGUAAUUCACUUACAGAUCGUUCCUGCUCUCUGCAUGGGCACGCCCUCUCCUUCACUUAAAGCGCGUUCACUUCUUGCUGAAGAUGAAUUGGAACCGUAUGUGAGAAAGCAGAGAAGCGAUUCUGAACCACGACGACGAUUACUAGCACUUGAUGAGGAGGAGCAAAACAUUCUACGUACCUCCAUCAAUUCUCGUGAAAGAAAACGAAUGCACGAUUUGAACGAGGCGCUUGAAGAUUUGCGUAGUUGUCUACCGUAUGCCCAAGAUGCGUCAUCCCGGAAAAUGAGUAAAAUCAACACCUUACUGUUGGCUAGUAAUUGGAUUCGUCAACUAACUAUUCGCAAUCAUGAAUUACAGCGACAAUUGGCAGCGCUGAGAUCUUCUGAUGACAGAGCUGUUACAACUCCCGUCACUCAACCUACUGUAUACAGUGUUUCUCCUAGACCUCUGAAUUUCCCUCUGGGACCAGCACCAUGUGUAAAAGCGUUUGGUCAAGCAUGUUUCUGUAUUGCAUGCAUCACAAAUGUUCCAAAACAGUGA
Angiostrongylus costaricensis is the source of this 645-nucleotide messenger RNA. Lineage: Eukaryota; Metazoa; Nematoda; Chromadorea; Rhabditida; Metastrongylidae. The record is from the annotation of a GenBank genome assembly.